GACCCAGGGAAGAUUGGAACCGAAGGAAGCUGUACCUCGAAAGACUCGCCCUUUGCCUCGCGAACCCAAGCAGGGUCCACGGAGGGGGAGGAGGAGGAGGAGGAGGCGGAGGCUGGGGCAAGGAGGUCACUGGGGUCCGAGGUCAGUGAGAGAGGGUCAGGGCGCAAACAGCAGGGACACAAGACCCCGGUCCACCUGCCCUUCCCCACUGCAAAGUCUGAUCACGAUGCAGAGGAUGACAGUGCCUGUUUAAUACCCCCUGUCCCACCCUCCUCACCUCCGGGCACCUUCCACACCUCACCCCCUCCCACCACUGACCUGAGUCCCAGGCUGUGGGCACUGACGGAGCGAGCUCAACCCCACAGUGGUACUGAGGACGAGGAGAACGGGCAGUGUCUACCAGACCAUAAGCAUUCAGCUGAAACGGGGCGUCCAGCUGAGGAGGGACGUCUGGCAGAAGAGGAGCGUCUGGCCGAGGCGCAGCAUCUGGCAGAGGAGGGGCGUCUGGCAAAAGAGGAGUGUCUGGCCGAGGCGGAGCGUCUGGCCAAAGAGGAGAGGCAUCUGGCAGAAGAGGAGCGUCUGGCCGAGGCAGAGCAUCUGGCCGAGGCACAGCGUCUGGCUGAGGCGGAGCGUCUGGCCGAGGCGGAGCGUCUGGCCAAGGAGGAGAGGCGCCUGGUCGAGGCACAACAUCUGGCCAAGGAGGAGAGGUGUGUGGCUGAGGCAGAGCAUCUGGCUGAAGAACAGCGUCUGGCCGAGGAGGGGCGUCUGGCCGAGGCAGGGCGUCUGGCCGAGGCAGAGCGUCUGGCCGAGGCACAGCGUCUGGCCGAGGAGGAGAGGCGUCUGGCUGAGGCACAGUGUCUGGCCGAGGAGAAGAGGCGUCUGGCCGAGGAGGAGCAUCUGGCUGAGACACGGCGUCUGGCCGAGGAGGAGCGUCUGGCCGAGGCACAACGUCUGGCUGAGGAGGAGGAGCGUCUGGCCGAGGCACAACGUCUGGCCGAGGAGGAGAAGCGUCUGGAGGAGAGGCGUCUGGCCGAGGCGGAGCGUCUGGCCGAGGAGGAGAGGCGUCUGGCCGAGGCACAGCGUCUGGCCGAGGCGGAGCUUCUGGCCGAGGCGGAGCUUCUGGCCGAGGCACAGCGUCUGGCCGAGGCGGAGCGUCUGGCCGAGGAGGAGAGGCGUCUGGCCGAGGCGGAGCGUCUGGCCGAGGAGGAGAGGCGUCUGGCCGAGGCGGAGCGUCUGGCCGAGGAGGAGAGGCGUCUGGCCGAGGCGGAGCGUCUGGCCGAGGCACAGCGUCUGGCUGAGGAGAAAGGGCUGGCAGCCCGGGGGCACGUGCUGGCUGAACACGAGUGUUUCAGUCUUGACUCCGAUGUCUCGCGUUCCUCAGACUGGGGCCUCUCUGAGUCCUUUGAGUGGUCAACACCAAGAUCCCUGGAACGAGCCAGGACAGGACAGGAAGGGAGUCCCCCACAACAUGCUCAGCUGUCACCCUCCAUGCCAGGGCCCAGGCUGGGUGCGGAGACUGAGAGUCUCAGGGUUGGUGAGACGGAAAAUCAUGGAGACAUGGAGACGGAGACUCUCACACAUAAGGAGAUUGAGAGUCUGAGAGACGGAGAGGUGGAGAGGCGUGGAAUGGAGGAGAUGGAGAGUCUGAGAGAUGGAGAGAUGGAGAAGCGCAGAGUGGAGGAGAUGGAGAGGCGCGGAGUGGAGGAGACGGAGAGUCUGAGAGACGGAGAGAUGGAGAGGCGUGGAAUGGAGGAGAUGGAGAGUCUGAGAGAUGGAGAGAUGGAGAGGCGCGGAGUGGAGGAGAUGGAGAGAUGGAGAGUCUGA
This is a messenger RNA of Rhincodon typus (whale shark), 1824 nucleotides long. RefSeq names its product putative golgin subfamily A member 6-like protein 19. The record is from RefSeq and is a predicted model, not a curated record. NCBI's taxonomy places the organism in Eukaryota, Metazoa, Chordata, Chondrichthyes, Orectolobiformes, Rhincodontidae. The annotation marks the transcript as partial. The transcript has 3 exons.